Molecule: messenger RNA, 2001 nt
Organism: Phymastichus coffea
Lineage: Eukaryota; Metazoa; Arthropoda; Insecta; Hymenoptera; Eulophidae
Product: p21-activated protein kinase-interacting protein 1-like
Exons: 3
Coding region: 234-1331 (365 amino acids)
Molecular function (GO): protein binding
Source: RefSeq, a predicted model, not a curated record
UCGGUGCUUUUCAAAAAUUUCGACAAACUUUCAUCAGAAAUGAGGAGUGGAAGUGGAAGAGACCAAUAAUUUCUAGUUCCAUGUCCGUCCGUCAUUCUAUGCCAGCGUCGCUUGUCGUAGUCGUGACUCGUGGACUCGUGGACGUAACACAGCAUGCUUGAUGCGCUACUUGUUAUGAUUUGAACGCUGUGAAUAAAUUUUUGCCUUUUUCUGUGUAAAAAUAAUUCGACAACAUGGUACUUAACUUAGAAAUUGUAGUUGGGACUUACGAACAAUUUUUGCUUGGUUAUACCGUCGACGAUGCCGAAAAAAAGUACAAAAUAGAGCAAAGUUUUGCAACACACAGCCACCUUGCGAGCAUUCGUAGUGUGGCCAGCAAUAAACAUUAUUUGGCUUCUGCAGCUGCUGAUGAUACAGUUUGUUUGUACGACAUACGCAACAGGACAGAAAAUGGCAAAUUAGUUCAUCACAAUGAUACUGUAAACAGUAUUAGUUUCACACCUGAUGGCUCGCAUAUUAUCACGGCAAGCAGUGAUGGAACUGUGGGAAUUGUACGGUGUGGUAACUGGCAAAUUGAAAAGCACUGGCUGAAACCUCACAAGGGAUUGUCAGUUGAUAUGUUAGCUGUGCACCCAACAGGAAAGUUAGCUAUGACUACUGGACACGAUGGAGUAUUGAGAACAUGGAAUCUUGUUAAGGGUAGACAAGCCUAUGCAACAAAUUUAGUUCCUAGGUGGAAGAUGGAUGCAAAGCAAAUCAGUGUUCUAACAUGGAGUCCGGAUGGUCAUACUUAUCUGCUUGGUGCCAAUAAUAAAAUUGAUAUUUACUUUAUUGAAACUGCAGGCAUUGAAGCAGAGAUCAAUUUUAAUAGUAAAGUUAUAUGUGCUGACUAUUUGAAUAAUAAAAGCAUUGCUAUUGGCCUGGCUGAUGGAAAAAUUGUUACAUACAGCUUAGAAAGUAAAUCUACAAAUGCUGAGAUUCAAGCACAUGAGGCAAGAGUAAAGUGUCUGGCUGUAAGAGAUAAUUUGUUAGUGUCUGCUUCUAGUUCAGGAGAAAUCAAACUUUGGUCUAUCAACAAUGGUGAAUUGACUUUUCUCAAUAAAGUUAAUUGUAGUGCUAGAAUAUCUUGUUUAACAUUGGCCACAUCUCAAGCUAAUAAAAUUAAAAAAGAUGAAAUAGUAGUAGAGGAAAGAGUUUCUGAAAAGUUAUCACAAAAAUUGAGAAAGAAACAAACAGUUACUAUUGAAAUAGAAAAAGAGAUUAAAAACAAUAUAAAAAACACUAUUAAACGUAAUUCAAAAAAGUUAAAACGACUUAAAUCUAAAAAAUGACUGAAAAUGUAUUUUUAAAUUAUUUAGCUUAUAACCUAUUAUUGCUCAAUUGAUAGAAUCGAACUAACUAUGCCAUUCAUAGUAUAAUAAAAUAAUCAUACGUAAUUUUGUCUUUUGUCAUUUACAACUGUUUAUAAAAAAUUAUUUAAAUUUGAUCGCGUAACGAUAAACAAACUGCACUAAUUGAUUCUACCGAAAAAAUUAUUUUGUAAGCCUCUGGCUUUUGUUCGUCAGAAUAUUUUUAAAUUUAAAAUCGUUAUAAACGAUUGGAAUGAAAAAUUUUGUUAUUUUGAAAAACUAAUGAAACGAAUCAGUUCUACGAAAAAAAAACAAGAAUCUCAGGCAUCUUUUAUCAGAUUCUAUUUUGCUAGUAUAAAAGCGUUACAAAUAAUCACAGCUUUAAAAUUAGAUUUAAAUUGUUUAGAUCGACUUUACAGUAGUAUAAUAGAGUUUACCAAAAAUGCAAAAGAGCUUUCCAUUAUAAUUUCUUUGUAAAAUCGAUUUGUACAGUUCAUUUUCCAAAAUAUUUCUGUUUUUUAAAUAAUUUUUAAUAAACAGUUACUAAUUACAGAAAAAAUAUUAUAAAUUGUAUAAUUAGUUUGAUGUUAUCUAGGUCAGUCGUUACCUCAUCUUAAAGGGUUAAUUUUUAUUUAAGUAAUAAAACAUGUUA